CACGUCGCUCUUGUAGGCAGCGGUUGUUCGCGAAAAUCUUACUCAAAUACGGUAAAGCUGUAAUGAAUGUAGGGAACUAACUAACACCGAGACAUGUUGUGAAAAACGACAUUAACGCCCGGAUUCAGGAAGAGUUUCUUUUCAAAAGUGCAGUAGAAGACCUUGGUGAAAUACUGCAGCCCCUGGAAAUAAGAAGCAUGAAUUUAAAUGACUAUGUGGUUCCUAAUAACAAGACCAGAUCUGUCAAGCUCAAUGCCAGGAACCUGCGCAAGCUGCAACUGGACACCACAUCUCUGGCCAGUGAGAGCAAGAAUAUGGAGGAGAAACUUAAACAGUUGAAAGAAAGCAUGAGCAAAGAGAAGGAGGAAAGAAGGCAUUUUAGAGACAUGAGGUGGAAAUUUGGACAAUGUAUUUCUUCAAUCAGUAACCCUCAACCUAACAGCUUCAAGAAAACCAAUGACAACAAAGUCCAAAAACUUACAGCAGGGAAAAUAAAGAUCAAAGUUUUGAAGGAUGAGCCACUGCCAGCCUCACCGCAGUCAUCAUCUUCAUCUUCAAUCCCUAACGCUGGUCUUGGAAUGACAAGAAGAACCAGAGUCAAGGGAACAAUCUCCAGAAAAUGUGAAGUCAAAUCAACUAAAUUAACAGACGCACAGCCUCAAGUGAUCAGCCAAGGCGUCAGCUGCUUCCAGAGAAAGAUUAACCCUGGCUCUUUUCCCGGUAUCUAUAAUCCUGAUUCCAGUAGAAGCCCUGAUUCCAAUCACAGCCUCACAUUCAAUGCAAUAACCACAAGUGAAGAUGAGUGGCCAAAGAAUGGAACAAAGCUGAAGCAAAAACAAAUGAAAGUUUUUCAUAAUUGCAGCCAGGUGCUGGUUGUAAAACAUGGACAGGAGAAAGCAGGGGGAGUAAUUGAAGAUGAUAAAAGUGAAUUGGCCAACUCCAUUUUUACAGGGCAGUAUAGUGAGGAGGAGUCUGCAAGAUCUUUUCAGGAGGCUCUGAUACAGUGGAGGAAUGAAAGGAGUGAAGGAAAAGAAAACCUUGAUACAACCGAUGUACUGGAGACACCCACGACAGCAGUAUUGGUGUCAGCCAUGUCGACCCAGACUGACAUCCCUCCAGGCAGAGAAGCUGAUGGACUAAAAAGAGAAGGAGCAGAAGGGAAGCUAAAUGUGAAGUUUUCUGAAAACAGCCUCACCUACAUGGAUAGGUUGCUUCUCAAGAAGCACCGCAGAACACCAGUUGAAAGUCCACCGUCACUGGCAUUUGGCAUGGGUUUAAAACCACCACCUACCACAGACACAGAGGAAGAGAUGGCCACCAUCCUAACUGCUGAAGAGGAAGAUUUUCGGGAGUACUGUUCUUCACUGCUCAAAGUCCCUGUCAGCAAGGACAGCACUGAGUCACAAGUUUCCACACCUGAAUUCUAUCUUGAAAUAGAAAUCUUGGAUGAGGAAUCCACAGAUAUGAAGAUGGUGCCUUUGACUGGGCAAAAGUUAGAUAGCAACACAGUGAGUUCACAAGCUGUUUUCUCCUCUACCCAUUCAACUCAACCGUCCACACCAUCUAACGCAUCAGUUCAACAAAAAGCCAAGGAGCCACAUUGCCUUCGUGAUCAGAUUUUAAAAAAUGACUCAGUGAAAGAAGAAGACUCCUGUGCAGAGAAAGCAAGAAUACAUGGACAAUUACCAAGGGAGAAAUCAAGAGAAAUGGCCAAUAAUCUGGAAAUGUCUUAUCGAGAGGACUUAAGACCUGCAAAGAAAAAAACAGAGAAAGAUUUGCAAACUGAAGGCACAAGACAGCGGCCAGAAACACACAUGGUGAUGCAAAACCAGACUGCUGGGUUUGGAUCAGAGCAGUUCUGUGAUCUGGAUGGGUUUUUGCCUUUAGGUUUGGACACGGAUACCGGUCACCCAGACUCAUCAGAGCAGACACACUGUGACAGACUUCCCACAUGCCAAUUUUCAGUGCGUGCCUCAGACCCAACAGUGCAUCGUUCACACAGCAGCCUUGGAUGUCACUCUGAGGAAUACCUGCUUUGCGAAGUGAUGAAGGACAGAUAUGAAGAGCCAACGGGAAUUCAAAUUCAUUCAACCCAGAGAGAAGAAAUGUCAGCAAAUGAACUCGGAACAUCUGGUUCUCAACUUUCUCAAGUGAUCAUGGAGAUCUGUGGUGUGGACCAGACUGGCUGUGAGGACCCUGAUUUGGACACAGACAUGACCGCACGAAUGCUGCACAUUAUGGAGCAGGAACUACAACUUGUGGCAAACACACAGUGCAUACCUUUCCAAGUUUUCAGUUUGGAGUCAGAAGACAGUGGAGGGGAAAACGAAGAUGAGAGUCAACACUUGAAAUGGGAUGGCCCCAGCAGUGAGCAACACGAAGAGGAGAAUACUACAGAGAGAGACCGACGAAGUGUCUUCUUACUGCCAUGAGUCAUGUACUGACGGAGACAAGCAAAUGAAAUUUACAAUUGGUUUAAAUUGUGUUUAUGUGGUGUGCAGAUGCGUUUUACCCACAUUUAUAUAAAUGUAGCAGUUAUAAUAAAUGCUGUUUUGAUUUGCCUUC
Messenger RNA from Xiphophorus maculatus (southern platyfish), 2565 nucleotides. RefSeq names its product zinc finger B-box domain containing (gene zbbx). The record is from RefSeq and is a predicted model, not a curated record. Gene Ontology annotation, cellular component: motile cilium. NCBI's taxonomy places the organism in Eukaryota, Metazoa, Chordata, Actinopteri, Cyprinodontiformes, Poeciliidae. Gene Ontology annotation, biological process: cilium movement. Bases 198 to 2432 code for a protein of 744 amino acids. The transcript is spliced from 19 exons.